AUGAGGGUCAUCCCCCUCGGGACAAAUUUGUCACUCCACAGCCUCUGUGUUCAAGCCAUCCUUCUCAUAAGCAUCCUGUCUCUCUGCUCACCCUCAGGUAUGUCAGUUAAAGAUUUCUCUACCAUUAGACUGGAGACUGAUCUCUCCUAUUGGAUGGACCAGGCCAGAUCAAAUGACCAGGGCCGGCAGCAUCAUCAUGAUGAGAAUGCACCUAUGAGCCAACAGGACCCCAGUUCCUACAGACACGGGGCUAAUGUCAAUUAUGAUUACUAUUAAAACCCCUAGAACCUAACAUUCGCUGUGAAACCUGGAGACUAUUGCCUGACUUGUAAAUCACUCUAAUGCUCUAAGGCAA
Sinocyclocheilus rhinocerous is the source of this 355-nucleotide messenger RNA. RefSeq names its product augurin-B-like. The transcript is spliced from 3 exons. Lineage: Eukaryota; Metazoa; Chordata; Actinopteri; Cypriniformes; Cyprinidae. Gene Ontology annotation, biological process: cellular senescence; regulation of cell population proliferation; G1 to G0 transition. The record is from RefSeq and is a predicted model, not a curated record. The coding region runs from base 1 to 276 and encodes 91 amino acids.